GAAUUCAAAAUACCAUCAUCGUCUAUGAAGAGGCUACAGAGGGGUAUAAUAACAAUCAGACACACUUAUCCACCCUUAGCAACACGGCCAACACGCCUACUGUGGCACCAUCGGGCAUAGUCAGACAACCACAGAGGCUGAGACUAAACACGCACGAAAAAUCUAUUACACACGACUCAACGGCCAUCUCGUUUCUUGAGUCAGCGCUGGCAUGGUUCGUGUUACGGUGGUGGGCGGCGGGGUAAACGCCAUUGGAUCGGCAUUGGCACUACUGCAGAGGGCGCCAGAAUGCCAGGUCACCGUUAUUAGCAAGGAUUUCAGUCCCANCUCUCCAGGCGAUGGAGCAGCUGGCUUCUGGGGUCCGUAUCUGAACCCAAACACACCAGAGGAAAAUAUACUACGGUGGUCACAGGAGACGUGGGAUUUGCUCCUCGAGUGGGUGAAGGCGGGGCAGCAGAAGGGCGUGUCUUUGGUGUCAGGGGCAUGCGUGGGCCGGAGCGAGCUGCCCUUGGAGUUCUGGCACAAGAUCCCAAUUGGGUAUCGCAUCCUCACGCAGGAGGAGUGCACGAUCUAUGGCCCGGAUUAUUGCUCCGGCUACUCGUUCACCUCCAUCAUCGCGGAGCCCUCACACUUCCUGCCGAGGCUCAUGGAUGAGUUGCGAGGCCGCGGCGCCGUCUUCAAGAAGCAGAGACUCACGUCCCUCGAGGAAGCCGCCGCCCACGCCGACCUUGUCCUCAACUGCACGGGCCUCGGGGCGUACGACCUGGUGCCGGAUCACAACGUGUACCCGUGCAGGGGCCAAGUGAUGAGGGUUAAAGCUCCAUGGCAAACCACCUUUCUGUGUGACGAUUCAGAUGAAAAUAUUACAUACAUACUACCUAAUUGUGGAUCUGUGGUCCUUGGAGGAACCAACCAAGACGACGACUGGAGGCAGGAAAUUGACCCCAAAGAUUCGGAGACAAUUUGGAACAACUGUACGAGUCUAGUACCGUCACUAAAGAAAGCAGAGAUCAUUAGGGAAUGGGCUGGACUGCGACCUUGCAGAAGAAAAGGAGUGCGCUUGGAGGCAGACGAGGUGAAAAUUGGGUCACGUAACAUUCCUGUGGUUCACAACUAUGGGCAUGGUGGCUGUGGAGUAACCAUGUUCUGGGGAUGUAGCAAGGAAGCAGCUUCUAUUGCAGCAGACCUGAUCCACAAGCACUUCGGACCCACAAGUAAACUGUAAUGCAUCUUUUUGGAAAUAUGAAUGAAGUUGUUAAUGUUUAAGACUUAAUGUAGUGUUAGUCUUAUGUCAUUUAUCACCCUUAACUACUUUCCAAGAAACAAGAAAAGAUGGACGGAUAGGGUUAUAUUUCUACACGUUUUGCAUUUCUAAAAUUCUGACUGGCAUCUUCUCACAUCAUAUUAAUAACUAAUGUUUGUAAAAUACAGAAAUCUGUAUAAACACCAUAAUUAUUAUCAGUGAAGUUAUGUAUUUACAAGUUUCUCUCAAUAGUGAAAACUUAAAGGUUUUAAAAAUUAAGGAAAUCGGUGAAGACUUCUUUUUGUAGUGUUCAGAGCUGUAACAUCUGAAUAAAUAAUUAAAAUGGGAAAAUAUUCC
Messenger RNA from Penaeus monodon (black tiger shrimp), 1600 nucleotides. Its product is annotated as D-amino-acid oxidase-like. The coding region runs from base 212 to 1225 and encodes 337 amino acids. Lineage: Eukaryota; Metazoa; Arthropoda; Malacostraca; Decapoda; Penaeidae. The record is from RefSeq and is a predicted model, not a curated record. The transcript is spliced from 9 exons. Gene Ontology annotation, molecular function: D-amino-acid oxidase activity; FAD binding.